Molecule: messenger RNA, 1895 nt
Organism: Arabidopsis arenosa
Lineage: Eukaryota; Viridiplantae; Streptophyta; Magnoliopsida; Brassicales; Brassicaceae
Source: the annotation of a GenBank genome assembly
AUUUGGUAAAAGAUCAUCUUUUUCCUACUUUAACAUGUUUAUCUUUGUACAAACAUCAGGAAAUUGUGUAGCAUUUAUCUAUAAUGGGUUUGGAUUCUGAAGAAGCUGAUUUGGAGGUCAAAAGAGAUGAGAAAGCUAAAGAAGGAACUAUGUGUUUACAUUCAUUUUCAGAUUUAACCUAUGUGUCUCCUGUUGUGUUCUUGUAUCUACUCAAAGAAUGUUAUAAACAUGGUAGCUUGAAGGCAACUAAAAAGUUCCAAGCUUUGCAGUAUCGAGUUCAUCAAGUUCUAGCUAAUAAACCUCAACCAGGACCUGCUACUUUCAUUAUUAAGUGUCUCACUGUGCUUCCUAUGUUUGGUGUAUAUGGUGAAGGUUUUAGUCAUUUGGUUAUAUCGGCGCUACGUCGCUUCUUUAAAUCAGUAUCUGAACCAACAAGUGAAGAAGAUAUGUCUUCUGCUAGAAAAUUAGCUGCUCAGUUCUUUCUUGCUACUGUUGGAGGAUCUUUAACUUAUGAUGAGAAGGUGAUGAUGCAUACUCUUAAAGUGUUUGAUGUGGGGUUGACUAGUAUCGAUGAAGCUUUGUCUAUCUCGGAAGUUUGGCAGGGUUAUGGGUUUGCUUGUGGAAGGGCGUUUCUUGAACAGUACAUUUCUGACUUGAUCAAGUCGAAAUCUUUCAUGACGGCUGUGACUCUGUUAGAGCAUUUCUCUUUCCGUUUCCCUGGAGAAACUUUUCUUCGACAAAUGGUUGAGGAUAAAGACUUCCAAGCUGCAGAGAGAUGGGCUACCUUCAUGGGAAGGCCAAGUUUAUGCAUUCUUGUUCAAGAAUAUGGCUCAAGGAAUAUGCUAAAGCAGGCCUAUAAUGUCAUAAAUAAGAACUAUCUCCAGCAGGACUUUCCCGAAUUGUACCAUAAGUGUAAAGAAAGUGCUCUGAAGGUUCUAGCAGAAAAAGCAUGCUGGGAUGUUGCUGAAAAUAAGACAAAAGGUGAUAGACAGCUUCUUAAGUAUCUGGUAUACUUGGCAAUGGAAGCUGGGUACUUGGAGAAGGUUGAUGAACUGUGUGAUCGAUAUUCACUUCAAGGUCUGCGAAAAGCACAAGAGGCUGAGGUUGCUUUUGUUCAAAAAAGCUUUCUGCGUCUCAACGAUCUAGCUGUGGAAGAUGUGGUUUGGGUUGAUGAAGUCAAUGAGUUGAGAAAUGCAACUUCUUUUCUUGAAGGAUGUAGAGUUGUGGGUAUUGACUGUGAAUGGAAACCUAAUUAUAUUAAAGGCAGUAAACAGAACAAGGUUUCAAUCAUGCAAAUUGGAUCUGAUACCAAAAUUUUCAUAUUGGACUUGAUAAAGCUUUACAAUGACGCCUCUGAAAUUCUGGACAACUGCCUUAGUCAGAUUUUGCAAUCGAAGAGUACAUUAAAGCUCGGUUACAAUUUUCAAUGUGACGUCAAGCAGUUGGCGCUUUCAUAUGGGGAUUUGAAAUGUUUCGAGCGAUAUGACAUGUUGCUAGACAUUCAAAAUGUUUUUAAAGAACCAUUUGGUGGUUUAGCAGGACUAACGAAGAAAAUAUUGGGAGUGUCUUUGAACAAAACAAGACGCAAUAGCGACUGGGAACAACGGCCUUUGACCCAGAAUCAGCUUGAGUAUGCUGCUCUUGAUGCUGCAGUGCUGAUUCACAUAUUUCGUCAUGUUCGCGAUCAUCCUCCACAUGACAGUAGUUCAGAGACAGUCCAGUGGAAAUCUCACAUUGUCUCUCACAUGGAGAGUCCAAAGAAGUUGAAGAAGAAGCCUAAGUGCCAUUCCACGCAAACAUCAGCGUCGACAUUUAACAAGCCAUCAGACAAUUGAAACAAAAGAGAAAGUGUGUAAAUAUUUGUUCAAACUGUAAAAUGAAAAGAUACAUUUAAC